AUGGACGAACCAGAGAGUAACGUCGAAGGAUCGCUCGUUUCUCGGAGGUCAAGACGAAGUACGGCAGGAAAUCGGAUGCAAGCCGUUAUGGCUGAGAUGUCUGUCGAAGAUCCUGACCCAGAGGAUGAUCAGGACUUUGCCGUCGACAAAUUUGAGGAAGAUAUAUUCGGGUCAGAUUUCGAGAGCACAGAUGAGGAGGAAGCACAGCUAGAGGCAGAAAGUGGGGAGAAGGAGGUGCAAGAUGAGGAAAGGGAGGCAAGAAAGUCAGCCCGUUCGCGUGUUGAAAAAGCCACAGCUGCGGCUCAUGCAAGGCAAAAGAUGACUUUCAAUCCUACUGCUUCAAUCUCUCAGUCAGCUUCAAAGCCCAAAGCGAAAUUGAGGCGACAAGUAACCAUCAGCGUGAAUCCUGACACAGGAGAAGUAACCAUGGAUGACAUCGCUCGUCUUUCCCAGAAAAGACAAAGCAAGAGAACCCAUACGAUCAAGAACUCCUCCGCAACCAUUAAGCGCUUGCUUGAAACGGAACAGCAGAAGGCACUUCAGAUACCUAAGAAAUCUAAGGGAGAAACUCGAGCAUUAACGCAAGGGGAACUCAUUGCACGCGCACUCGAUAAUGAAGAAGGGAAUAUUGUCGAGCACCGGGACUAUCUCAAGUCAGAAGAGGAGAAACGAAGGCGGGCGCGUGUUGUAAGAGAAAAUAUCUCAGGACCUCUCGUGCGGUUUAUCAGCAAAGGGGAAGUCAAAGUGCGGGAAAUUCCAGCUCCGCUACCUUCGCCACCGUCUGCACAACCUGCCAAUCCUGGUGGAGCAUAUACCUACGGAUUUUCUCAGACACCUGCAUCGGGCUUCUCAACUUACGGGCAGCAUACGAGUUCUGCAACUACAUCUUACUACCGUACACCUGUCUCGGGAUCGGCAUCUAUCACCCCAUCCAGCAAUCUCAAUCUCCCCGUGCUUGAACUUGCCACAAGCGCUCUUUCGACAAUGAACAAUCAGACGAUUCCUACAGAUAAUUCUUCUCAGCUGGAGCACAUCCCAGAGCAAUGCACCGUCAAGGUUACCAAGAAUCUCGUAAUUCAUGAAUUAGGCCAACAUGACAAGGUUUCUAAACCGCAGUGGUCUGAAACCAUGGAAGCCUUAUUUGGAGACCACGUCAGAUGGGAAGACGUCAAAGUAUAUUCUGGCAAAUCACGACCUUUAUCUCGAAUAAGACAGACGUGUCCAAUCACAGGGUUGCAAGCGAAAUACCUGGAUCCCAGAACUGGUAUUCCGUUUGCUGAUGUACGAGCCUACAAAGUGAUAACUGGGUUGCUCUCUCAUUCUUAUGUAUGGUGUCCCGAAUUGGGAUGCUACACGAGGACUUCGCCCGAAGUUCAGGAAACAACUACGGAAUCCAUGAACUCGUCUUAA
Messenger RNA from Marasmius oreades (fairy-ring Marasmius), 1410 nucleotides. RefSeq lists its product as uncharacterized. Gene Ontology annotation, molecular function: ATP-dependent H2AZ histone chaperone activity. Bases 1 to 1410 code for a protein of 469 amino acids. Gene Ontology annotation, cellular component: nucleus. NCBI's taxonomy places the organism in Eukaryota, Fungi, Basidiomycota, Agaricomycetes, Agaricales, Marasmiaceae. The transcript is spliced from 6 exons. Gene Ontology annotation, biological process: chromatin remodeling; regulation of DNA-templated transcription. The record is from RefSeq and is a predicted model, not a curated record.